GUUAGAAAAAGUUUCCUGGUCCCAUAGUUACCCUUUAGAAGGAAGAACCAGAGCUUGGGGAGGAGUCGGGGCCACGGGGCCACCCCCGCCCCAGCCCCCCUGCCCGGCGUCGUUGCCACCCGCGGAGAUGAAAUGUGAGCCUGGGUGGCCGAAGACGCCGGAGUGGCCGCCUUCCCCGCGUCUGAGCGCAGUGGGCCAGACAAAGGACCUGGGCCCCAGCGCAGCCCAUCGCGGGCCACGCGCGCCCCAGCUCCGCGGAGCCCCGCACUCGCCCGCCCGGGACGCGACCAGCCCGGGCUCCCUUCGAAGACUCCCUAGGCAAUGGCCGCGUCUCCGCUCCACCCCACUCUCUGGAGCGCUGCCCCCUCCAUCUGAUCGCCCUCCAUUCCCAUUCCCUCCGGUUCCGGGCUCUCCCUUCGCUCCAAGCUUCUUCCUGGCGCGCAACCUCAGGCCACCGGCUUGGAUGGACGCGCCGAGGCUGCCCGUGCGUCCUGGGGUCUUGCUUCCGAAGUUGGUCCUGCUCUUUGUCUGUGCAGAUGAUUGCCUUGCUCAGUGUGGCAAAGAUUGCAGAUCUUACUGCUGUGAUGGAACCACGCCCUACUGUUGCUCCUACUAUGCUUAUAUUGGGAAUAUCCUCUCGGGCACUGCAAUUGCAGGCAUUGUUUUCGGAAUCGUAUUUAUCAUGGGGGUCGUUGCUGGGAUUGCCAUAUGCAUCUGCAUGUGCAUGAAGAACCACAGGGCAACCCGUGUCGGCAUCCUCACGACGACUCGCAUCAACACCAUCUCCUCCUGUCCGGCAGUACCACCACCCUAUAGUUACGACCACGAGAUGGAAUACUGUGCAGACUUGCCUCCGCCAUACUCUCCCACCCCACAGGGUUCAGCACAGCGUUCUCCACCUCCUCCUUAUCCUGGAAACCCAAGGAAAUAAUCUAUCUCCCAGAAGAGAAAAUGUGCCAAUCGGUGAUCUUGCCUGGAAUAAAAUGCCUCUACUCAGAAACAAGCAAAAAAGAAUUGCUCCAAGGAAUACUUUUUGGGGUCAGAUAAUAUGUCAGGUAGAAUAUCCCUGUGAGGAGCUACAGGGUUUGUACCCUGCUCAAACCUGACCCCAUCUGGAGUAUUAAUGUUUGGUUUCAUGGAAGUACAUUUUAAGAGAUCUUCUGAUCCACCUAGCACAUUCAGAGAAGAGUAAUGUGAUUGACAAAAUAUCUGAUAAUCAUGUUGUUUAAGGGCUAGGUGAAGGAAGUUUCAGUAUUGAUACCAGAAAAAAGAUCUAAGUAGGAUGGGAGAAUGGUUUGGCCUACACAAGAAAGCAACUUCAUUAUAUGUAGCUUUAAAAGUCAGAAUUGGAAUUGUUCAUUCUUUCAUUCAUCAGUAAAUGUAUUUUGAGUGCCUAAGCGUGAACUAUGUGCCUAGCACUGUUUGAGGUCCCAUUGGAAGUUACAGGAAGGGCACUCUGGUUUUAGUAUAAGAAAAAGCCAUGACUAGAUUGCUGUGUGAAGCUCCUGGUAGAGACGUGCUCUAGAAGGGACAAUGAAAUCAAAUAGUAGAUGAGUCCACUGGGUCUCAGAAGUUCUGCUCAUCUUUUAUGUGGGUGUGAAGUGAAUUUCUAUUGUAUCUAGGAGUGAAUACAACAGAAAGAGUUGAAUCUUAUUUAUAUAAUUAGGGAGUUAAAAUAAGCCCAAAAACAACUCAAUAGCUGUCUGAAGCCAAGAACCCUUCAACACCAGCUACUGCCACCUAAAAAUCAUCUGGUUUUAUAGUGGAUCAAAAUAAAGGUUAUUCCAACCAGUGGGGGAAAAAAAAAAUUGUAGCAAGUUCCAUAGGCAGCAGAUACUUUGCUUCGGUAAAAGAUGAGGAACCAAAUAUUCCCAAAGACUUUAGGUCCCAAAGACUUUAGGUCAGGGAGCAAAAAUCUCAGACCUUGACCAUGAAGACACACAACAGGCUUGUAAAAAGAAGUAAGAGAGAGAAAUGAAGUUCAGAUUUUCUUCUGUGGAAUUCUUAAACAUAUUUUUGUCUCCUUUGUAAAAUUUUGGUAAUCUAUUCUCUUUAAAAAGUUAAUGACAAAAUUAAGAUACUGACAUCAAAUUGUUGCAUUUUAACAAAAUGCAAAUUUUAUGAAGUGCCUACCUUUAGAUGUAUAAACAUUUAAUAAGUAAUUCUAAUGUGCCAUAUUUUGCUGCAAGUGACCUUAACAUUUAUAUUUUUAUAUGAGUUGUUUCAUGUAUUUAUAAAAAUUGCAUAUUGAACACUGGAAAUAGAUUAUUGGAUUUUUGUGUCAUUUUGCAACUAAAUCUAAAAUGUUUAGUCUAAAAUCAUCAUCAAAAUUCAGUGAAAUCCCAAAACAGUGCCAAGAAUUUUGCUGAAUGAAACAAAGCAAGCGUCUUAAGGUUUAAAUUAUAGUACCUGUCCUUGCAGAUAAGAAACUACAUUGCUAUUAUCAGUAGCGUAUUUUACUUUCAGAUACCUAUAGUGUAAAGAUACUGAUCUGACUGAAAUAUAGUCUACCUACCAGUAAGGUCUAAAGGCUGAAUUUGUUUUGAAUAACUUCCUUGAUUUUUAAACACUGAUGAUUUUCUUAUAUAUGAGGAUGCAAAGCCUUCAAGAGUUUCAGCCUGUUCUAGUGAGGGGCUUCCUGACUUACAUGAAGUUUUCAGCACAAUUUUAAUAGUACCUAUGGUUUAAUUUAUUUUUCUUCUGCCUGUAAUCAGACCCAAUUAUACUGCAGCUAUGACUCUAAGUGCCAGGGUCUCUGCGAUGAUUCUGAGGAGGUUGAGCACAAAUAUACCAUAUAUUCGUUAAGAAAAAUCUAAAGGAAAGAACAGCAGAAAUAGAGUUUUAUCAUCUUCACUAUCAAUAAACAUUUAUUGUAUACCUCCUAUGUUCUGCAAAUUUUCCCCCAAUAGAGGCCGUUUCUGUCCACCCCAUCUCUCUUCUUUGAGUUGUUCAUGGCCUCCCUUAAGGCAUUUUACAAACCCAUAAGCCUACAAUAGACGAGUAUUUUUACUGUUUGUAUUAACUGUCACAAUAGCAUAAAUGUACACAUUACCAGUGCAUACUUUUGGAGUUCACUGAUUGUUUUCAUAGAUGAUGCUUCUUGGGGAAAAAUAGUAUAGGAUGUGAAAGCUUUGAAUUAUGGUUAUUUAAAAACUAACAUUUGCUGUGGCCAAAGUGUUUAUAAUAAGCAAUAAAAUGAAAGAACCUAUUAUAACACAGAUUAUA
Molecule: messenger RNA, 3225 nt
Organism: Callithrix jacchus (white-tufted-ear marmoset)
Lineage: Eukaryota; Metazoa; Chordata; Mammalia; Primates; Cebidae
Gene: CYYR1
Product: cysteine and tyrosine rich 1
Source: RefSeq, a predicted model, not a curated record